GCUGGUGCUCCUGGACGCGGGCAUCGUGACGCAGCUCAGCCGAGCGGAUCAGCGCAACUUCAGAGACGUGUUCACCGCUGUCGUUCUCAAGCAGGGCGAGCGAGUUGCAGAGUUAAUCCUUCAUCACGCCCGCGCCAACGAGUGCCAGGAUGUGACGCGUUUCAAGAAGGAAAUGGCCCAACUAGUGGAUCAUGCACUCAGUGACACACUCUCCCUGGGGAAGAUUCAGGUGUCCGACCUGCUGUCGCGAGUCUUUGGUUUACUGAUCCGUCACAAGGUGAAGUUGGAGAGUAAUUUCGCAUCGAUGGUGUUUGCCAUCAUGGUCCUGGAGGGUUUGGGCAGAUCGCUGGACCCCAACCUAGACAUCCUGGAGAUCGCCAAACCCCUCCUGCUGAAAAACUGCACCUCGCUCCUCUGACACGCGUCCAUCACACUGCCAACAUUUACCUCAAAAAUGAGUGUCAAUCAGGGAAUUUAACCUCACUGAGAGAGGAAACCGUACAUAUAUGGGAUCAAUUUACAAGAGUUCGGUCCAUCUACAGGGUUCCCGGAUCAAUAAUAUAAAGUAGACUGUGAAGCUGAGACUGGAUUGUACUGACAGGGCCAAAUUCAAUCUUCAUAUGUGAACUAAAUCCUACAGUCCUGAAGUUUACAGACUUUAAGAUGCUAAAUUCAAUGUAAGGUUCAAUUCAAUUACAAGGUUAUUUAUAACCUUUUAUGUAUGAAAAACAAUAAUAUAUAUAUAUACAUUUCCACCUGUUGGGCUGCUUUCACUUAUGUUUGAGUGCUUUUAGACCCAAACCCUGAAAAAGUACAUAUACUAUUGUGUAGCAGAAGUCUGUUGUAUUAGAUUAUAGACUUAGUGCUUACAAUCUAUGCAAAUGUAAAGGAUCCAGAUUUUAUCCAUAGACAAUGUCCUUUUGUUUGUUUGUGUUCAGUUAACAUAAAAAUGGUUAAAUAUAUAAAAAGUUGGCCUGUGCCCAUUAAAUGUGUCUGAAACAAACUUGUCAAUCAAACUUUGUGAUUUUUACCUGAUCCCUGAGGAUGAGUUUAUCAAUUGUGUUAAUCUCUAAUCUUUCCUUCUUUCCCCGUCCACAUGACUGUGUUUUGUUAUUUACCCUCUGAGAAAUGGAUGAAAAUAACUACUUUGUGUAUUUUGCACACUUUUGCCUGAAUUAAACGGAAUUAAAUGAAUAAUCUAUACUUUGACAGAGA
This is a messenger RNA of Pimephales promelas (fathead minnow), 1215 nucleotides long. The record is from RefSeq and is a predicted model, not a curated record. Lineage: Eukaryota; Metazoa; Chordata; Actinopteri; Cypriniformes; Leuciscidae.